AGCUGGGUGCAAACCCUUUGCACCCGGACCGAUCCAACGACUAUAAAGAGGGCCGGCCGUCCUCUAAGCGUUACCACGACUUCAGCAGCCUGAUUGCCUUCUCGUCACUUACUCCGUUAGCUCCAGCUUCACCAGCAGCAGCCUGAUUGCCUUCUCCUCACUUACUCCGUUAGCUCCAGCUUCACCAGAUCUCGGAAUGGACCCCAACUGCUCCUGCUCCACCGGCGGCUCCUGCACUUGCUCCAGCUCCUGCGGCUGCAAGAACUGCAAGUGCACCUCCUGCAAGAAGAGCUGCUGCUCCUGCUGCCCCGUGGGCUGCUCCAAAUGUGCCCAGGGCUGUGUCUGCAAAGGCGCCUCCGACAAAUGCACGUGCUGUGCCUAACGCAAGGGACAGUGCUGCCCCCACGUGUACAUAGUAUCGGACCAACCCAGAGUCUUCCCCUACAGUUCCACCCUGUUUACUAAACCCCGUUUUCUACUGAGUAUGUGAAUAAUAAAAGCCUGUUUGGUUCUAA
Messenger RNA from Arvicanthis niloticus (Nile rat), 515 nucleotides. Its product is annotated as metallothionein-1. The record is from RefSeq and is a predicted model, not a curated record. Gene Ontology annotation, biological process: cellular response to copper ion; cellular response to zinc ion; cellular response to cadmium ion. Gene Ontology annotation, molecular function: metal ion binding. Gene Ontology annotation, cellular component: cytoplasm; nucleus. Lineage: Eukaryota; Metazoa; Chordata; Mammalia; Rodentia; Muridae.